This is a messenger RNA of Acanthopagrus latus (yellowfin seabream), 1890 nucleotides long. Its product is annotated as G-protein coupled receptor 4. Gene Ontology annotation, cellular component: membrane. Bases 468 to 1472 code for a protein of 334 amino acids. The transcript is spliced from 3 exons. Lineage: Eukaryota; Metazoa; Chordata; Actinopteri; Spariformes; Sparidae. Gene Ontology annotation, molecular function: G protein-coupled receptor activity. The record is from RefSeq and is a predicted model, not a curated record. Gene Ontology annotation, biological process: G protein-coupled receptor signaling pathway.
GAGAGUGUAUGUUUUUGUUCUGGGGCAGAAAGGCGUUCUCCUGCCUCAGGAUGUUGCCUUUAAAGCUGAAGAAGUGGGUUUCCUGUGGAGGAAACGAUCACAGAAUAGACAAGGCUUGGUCGAGACACCGUGUUCCCAACAUUUCUUGUGUACAGGUCAGACAGCUGCAGAGUGGGCAGCGCUUUUUGUGGACCAAAGUGGGUCUCAGCACCUUGGGAGGUCUUCAUUUCCCCCCCGAUGGAUCCUGGAUGCUUUGAAGACCGGUUGACUGACAGCACUAAAUCCCAGCCUGACCUUUUCCGCAGGAGAAUGCAUUUAUGAAUAUUCCAUAAUGGACGAAUAACAAGUGGAUGAAAAACAAACUUCUUUCUUUCUUUGGCUGUAUGAAUGGGUGUUUUCGUACCAACUCGUCAUCCUGAGCACAGCCUCCUCUAGUUUCCCAUGUCAGGUGAUUGACCAACAGAGACAUGUCCAAUGACAGCUGCAACCUCCCUUUGGACACGGACAUAUUCGGCCUCACCUGCAUCUAUGGCCUGAUCUUCUCUUUAGGUCUCCCCAGCAACCUGCUGUCUCUCUGGGGACUGUACCACCUGGGCCGCUCAGGUGGAGGAGGCUGCCAGCUGGUCUACAUCCUCAACCUGCUGCUGUCAGACCUCCUCCAGCUGCUCACCCUGCCACUGUGGAUUCUUUACCUCCAAGGGGCGCACAUCUGGCCCUACGGCCAGCUCACCUGUGAGCUGGUGGGCUACGUGUUUUACGUGAAUGUCUACGCCAGCGUCAUGUUCUUGUGCCUGAUAGCGCUGGACCGCUGCCUGGCCAUCGUGUACCCCCUGAGCAGCCGCAGGGUGCGGACUGUCCGGGUGGCAGCAGUGUGCGGCGUUGCAGUCUGGACACUCACCUUCCUGUUCUGCCUGAGCGGGCUGCUGCCGUCAGUGUUUGACUCUGACAGACUGCUGUGUCUGGAGCAGUACCCGGUCAGCCCUGGAUAUGCACGCUUCAAGAUCACCACCGUGGCUCUCGGCUUUCUGCUGCCGUGUACCAUACUAGGCUACACCUCAGCCCACAUUGGGGUGACUCUCCGACAAUCUCCUUCCCUCUCGGACCACGAGCGGCGCAAAAUCGUGGGCAUCCUGGUCGUGAUCACCGUCAACUUCAUCGUCGUGUUCGGACCCUAUCACCUCGUGGGCGGAUACAGAUUUGUGUCCUUGCUGCUGACUGAUGAGCCCUGUGGAUUGGAGCGUUCCAUUUUCCUCACCUAUCGCCUCUGCUACGGUCUGACCAGCCUAAACACCCUGCUGGACCCCCUCUUCUACAUCUUCCUGUGCGCUGAUGCCCGGCUAGAGCUGCAAAGAUCCCUGCCCUGUUUGGGAAGGGGGCAAAACACUGGCAAAAAGAUCGCCCUUAGUACCAGAGCUCACUCAGACAACCAGAGGGGAAGUGGAAGUGGACAUAAUAAUCUCCUAGAGAUAUAACUUGGGUUUGAAAACAGACUUUACUGGUGUUAAGUCAAAGCAGUUGUGCCACCCAGUGGAAAGGAGCACAAAUAGUUUCUGUGCAGUCUGUGUUGCAACUCUGAGUGAAAAGAUUUAUUUGUGUUUCAUCCUUCCGAGGUAAAAUAAUCCAUUCCACUAAUUAGGUCUCUCAUGAUGAGCUAAAAAUUGUAGUAUUUGUGUGUAGCACAGAGAUCCCACAGUGCAGAUUCUUGGACUGUUGCUUACAUAAACACAACACUAUGUGACAGAGUAGAAAUAUGUCUGUUUCAUAUUUAACCAGUAUUUUGUGAUAUGAAUGUCAGAUGAUGCCAAAUGAAACACAAUUUUACUUCUUUUUGUUUAGAAUCCGAACAAUGCAUGAUAAUGAAAACAAAGUCACAAACUUUUUGUUACUGUU